CCGUCCGAUCCGCGGACCAGAAACUACUUUUUAGUGCACCCGUCGGCCCUAUCGAUGGCACUGUUGAUGAUUGUGUACAUGCUUUUAGUGGUGGUUAUAAUUCCGGCGUUUAUGCGAAAUCGCAAACCAUUUAACCUCAAGAGUUCGAUCAUUGGUUACGAUGUAUUAAUGGUUAUGAUAAACGGAUACUUCUUUGUGAAAACUUUACAAAUAAGUCGUUUCGGUCUCGAAAUGUGGAACUUUAAGAAUACGAAAGGAGACACGUCUGAAAAAGCCAUGGAGUUUAUAGACACGGCUUAUUAUUACUAUUUAUCCAAAUUGGUUGAUAUGGUGGACACCUUCUUCAUGGCCUUCCGUAAGAAGAACUCUCACAUCUCAUUCCUUCACGUAUGGCAUCACAUAUCGCUUCCGUUCGCCGGUUGGCUAUUCAUGAAAUACAAUCCAUAUAUGCCAACGAUUUGCAUAAUUCCCAUAAUAAACACGUUUAUACACGUGAUUAUGUACUCGUACUACGGUUUGGCCGCAUUGGGUCCACAAAUGCAGAAAUACUUGUGGUGGAAGCGAUACAUCACUCAAAUACAGUUAAUGCAAUUCGUAUGUGUGAUGAGUUGGUUCGUUGUGGUCUAUUAUAAGCAAACAGAUCUGCCCAUCGGUUAUAUGGCCUGCAAUUUUGGUAACGCCGUCUUCCUAUACCUAUUGUUUGCCGGUUUCUACCGGAGCUCAUAUACUAAGACAACAACCACUCAAACGUCAAUUAAAGCUCAAAAAACUCAAUAAUUUAGUUGCCGUUAUGUUUGCCCUUUUUGUGGACACAUUUGCCAAUAAAUCUCUUUCAAAUCUGUUGCCAUUAAUUCAGUCGAUUAAAUUUAAUUUAGCUUUUUAGUUUUUUUAAAAUUUAUAUUUUAAAAUUCUAUAAUAAAUUCUAUUUACAAGAAUACUCUC
This is a messenger RNA of Medioppia subpectinata, 942 nucleotides long. The record is from the annotation of a GenBank genome assembly. NCBI's taxonomy places the organism in Eukaryota, Metazoa, Arthropoda, Arachnida, Sarcoptiformes, Oppiidae.